Callithrix jacchus (white-tufted-ear marmoset) is the source of this 799-nucleotide messenger RNA. RefSeq names its product interferon alpha-5-like. Gene Ontology annotation, biological process: defense response. Gene Ontology annotation, molecular function: cytokine receptor binding. Lineage: Eukaryota; Metazoa; Chordata; Mammalia; Primates; Cebidae. The record is from RefSeq and is a predicted model, not a curated record. Gene Ontology annotation, cellular component: extracellular region.
AGCAAAAACAGAAAUAGAAAGUAAGAGAGGGGUGUUCAGAAAAUGGAAAUUCGUGUGUUCCCUAUUUAAGGCUAUACACAGAGUAAGGUCUUCAGAGACUCUAAAGUCCAAGGUUCAGAGUCGUUCAUCUCAACCAGCCCAGUAGCCUCUGAAACAACCUCAAUGGCCUUGCCCUUUACUUUAUUGAUGGCCCUAGUCAUGCUCUGCUGCAAGGCCAUCUGCUCUCUGGGCUGUGAUUUGCCUCAGGCCCACAGCCUGAGUAACAGGAGGGCCUCCAUACUCCUGGCACAAAUGAGGAGAAUCUCUCCUUUCUCUUGCCUGAAGGACAGACAGGACUUUGUUUUCCCUCAAGAGGUGUUUGUUGGUGACCACUUCCAGAAGGCUCAAGCUAUCUUCGUCCUCCAUGAGAUGAUCCAGCAGACCUUCAACCUCUUUAGCACAAAGGACUUGUCCGUUACUUGGGAUGCAACCCUUUUAGACACAUUUUACACUGAACUUUACAAGCAGCUGAAUGACUUGGAAGCCUGUGUGAUGGAGAGGAUUGGAGUGGAAGGGACUCCCCUGAUGAAUGCGGACUCCAUCCUGGCUGUGAGGAAAUACUUCGAAAGAAUCACUCUCUAUCUGACAGAAAAGAAACACAGCCCUUGUGCCUGGGAGGUUGUCAGAGCAGAAAUCAUGAGAUCCUUCUCUUUAUUGACCAGCCUGCAAGAAAGAUUAAGAAGGAAGGAAUGAAAACUGGUUCAACAUGGAAAUGACUGUCAUUUCCAUGACUAAUACAUCAACUCACACGUACAUGAAU